AUGAAGGGCUCAGAGGUGAACAUGUUAGAGAUGCUUGGUUAUGGUCAGUUUGCCUUCCUCUCUGCCACACCUUUUCAUAGUAACCAUCUGCUUAGGCAUAAUGCAAUGCCAAGCGCCCUCCCCCCGAUAGAGUCUUUACGCGACGGUAUAUCGACGCUGCUCACCAUUAUCCGAAAGCACCAGGUCCAGUCUUGGGCGCAGGUCACUCUUAACCACCGGCACACAGACCUCCCGCCUAAUCAUAUACUUGCAACUGCAAAAGUGGAUGCACUUCCCGCUCUUUGGACUGCGCCGACAAGUCUGACGACCCUCAACCUCUUUGAUGCAUAUCCAUCCGUACUAAUCAUAAGAUCUGGCUCUUUCGCUGCCGUCGAACUACGGAUGGGGUGCGCCCCACCCUCUUUUGAAGGGAAGGAGCAGUUCUUCGAGGAGUUUGCGGCUUGUAUCUGUAGCCGAGGCUGGCAGGACAUUUUUGGCCUAGGUAUUGAAGAGGGGUGGUCUCAAAGGAUUGAAUUCUUAUCUCAGGCGGGUAAUUUAUUGGUCGAAGAUCAAGCUGUCGAUAAGGAUAAAAAGGCAGGAUCUGACUUUAUAUAUACGCGGUGGGCGGCAGGCGAUGAGGAGCAGGACAAGACAGGUAUCACAGCAUGCUUUGUCUUUCCUAGUGGCCAUGUUAAAGUGACAGAUACCCGUAUUCGAGAUCCUUAUAGUCACUGGGACAGCUUGGAACGGGAUGGAUAUUUUUCAUCUGUUAAGGUCGCUCUGUAA
This is a messenger RNA of Verruconis gallopava, 765 nucleotides long. RefSeq lists its product as uncharacterized. The transcript has a single exon. The coding region runs from base 1 to 765 and encodes 254 amino acids. The record is from RefSeq and is a predicted model, not a curated record. Lineage: Eukaryota; Fungi; Ascomycota; Dothideomycetes; Venturiales; Sympoventuriaceae.